AUGGAGCAAGACGCAGAUGAGCAUAGGUUUUUGAAACGGACAAGGCAGGCGUGUGUCAACUGCAGGCGCAAAAAAGUACGAUGUUCUGGGGACCGUCCAACAUGUACAUACUGUUCACGACUGCGUCAGAAAUGUUCCUACAAUGAUACAUCGAAAACAGAGGUGCUUGAUCCGGCGCCUUGUUCCGUAUCGAACCCAACAACGAAUUACAAGGAUGAGGGCCUAUCCAUGUCUUCUAUUGAGAGCCGGCUGUCCUCGCUCGAAGCAAGUGUCCAGAGUCUCAUACACUUGCUGACCAGCGAGCGUGGUCUAGCUGACCCCAAACCAGUUGACGGAUUUGAUUUCGUUCUGCCACACCAAACGAGGCCCCCAGGAGAUCCAAAGGUGUCAUCUGUAACAUCUGCCGGUGCCCUUAUUUCUGCAGCCGAUCUUUACUUCCAGUAUUGUCACAACCAACCAUACUCAUUGUUCCACGAAGAAACCUUUCGACAGCGGCUAGCAUCUCAAGAACUUCCAGUAUAUUUGCGCCUCGCAUUUUUGGCUACGGCCAGCCGAUUCUCCCAUCUGGGACAUGUCCAUCGUACGACCGGGGUACUGUCAAUGUACGCCGACCAAGCCUGGGUUCUGGUCGUCAAGCAUUCGGCAGUCGCUACAGACCCAGCCGACGCCUUGUAUAUCGCGCAGACGAUUCACCUCCUUUGCGUCAUCGACUACUCAGACGGGAAAUGCACGGCCGCCUGGAUCAAGCUUGGGCUUGCUAUUCGAAUAGCGCAGCGCUACCACUUCAAUGAUGAACCAGAUUCGCGUCUGGAGCCUUGGGAGAAAGAAGUGUACCGAAGGACAUUCUGGUCCAUCUACCUGCUUGACAGGCUCAUCUCGUGCGGCAGAGAAAGACCUCCUGCCAUUCGCGAUAGGGAUUGCAGGCUACGCCUCCCAUGCAACGAGAGGGCAUUCCGACAAUGCUCCCAGACACAAUCUCCAACAUUAAACCAACUCAUUGGAGAUGCCCCAGAGGUAACGACGCUGCCAGCCCAAAGUCACUUUUGUCUGAUCAUCUUGAUGGCUGCUACACUUAAUCGUGUAGUACACUAUAUUCUACGUGAGGACACACAAUUUGGUGAUGCCGUUCCAUGGUCGGCGGCAUCUCGAUACUCAGCCCUCGAAUCAACUUUGUGUCGGCUGGAGCUCAACUUUGGAAUGCAAGUCCCAUUGAGCAAUAUCUUGAACCGGACACUUGAUGUGGAAGGGGUGGUAGACAUGCGAACCGCAGGCCCUCUGAUAUAUAGUCGAGCCAUCUAUCACCUUGCAGGCUGUCUGCUACACCAUCCUUUUCUUCUUCAGCAUCGACUAGGGGAUAUGGCUAGCAGAGCGCCUGCUUAUUUCUUGGGCAAAGCUUGGGCAUCGGGCAGAAAGCAUGCGAUUGCGCUUUCUAUGCUGCAACAGACGCAAAGCCUUGGCUACAUCACAGUCUCUUGCUUUAGAGGCUACUGUGCCAUGGUAGCCGGGUCAAUUCACAUACUGUUCUCGUCUGAUAGUAACGAAGAGGUGCGCACAGCAUCGAUCCAGCAUUACGAGGAGUGUCGAAACUUCUUGGGGGAGUUGUCCCAUUACUGGGAAAGUUCAACACGAAUGGUGUGUCCAUUCCUUCGCAAACCCUUGCAUCCGGUCUAA
Molecule: messenger RNA, 1671 nt
Organism: Fusarium vanettenii 77-13-4
Lineage: Eukaryota; Fungi; Ascomycota; Sordariomycetes; Hypocreales; Nectriaceae
Exons: 4
Coding region: 1-1671 (556 amino acids)
Biological process (GO): regulation of DNA-templated transcription; DNA-templated transcription
Cellular component (GO): nucleus
Molecular function (GO): zinc ion binding; DNA binding; DNA-binding transcription factor activity, RNA polymerase II-specific
Source: RefSeq, a predicted model, not a curated record